This is a messenger RNA of Zootermopsis nevadensis, 4628 nucleotides long. The record is from RefSeq and is a predicted model, not a curated record. Lineage: Eukaryota; Metazoa; Arthropoda; Insecta; Blattodea; Termopsidae.
CGUGUUGCAGAAGCUGUAGGAUGACGUGAAACAUGUGGCGUCCCUGGUUCCUGCUUGUGGCUAUGGUGGCUACGUCGGUCACCUCGACAGACGAACACGACGCCUGUCCCACCGAAGCCGAUAUCUUGCCGUGCCGCUGUAACAUGCGUUCGGACCAGUUGCAGAUCUGGUGCAGCCACAGCGACCUUACCCGCGUGCUGCUAGGUCUCCAGGCUGUGGGAACGCACGUGACGAGGCCCGUCGACGAGCUGAUCUUAGAGAACAACCACCUGCCCUCGUUGCCCGGCAACACCUUCUCUGCCCUCCGCGUGGUUCGCCUAAUGCUGCGGGACAACGGGCUGGAACGGGUCGCGGCCAGUUGGUUGGCUGGCCUGGAGGACACGUUGCUCGAGGUGUUCGUGGUGGAGCCGCGUCUGCGGAGCCUUCCCGCCGACAGCCUGGAGCAGCUUCGCGGUCUCGAAGCCAUCACCCUGCAGGGUGGGGCCAUCAAACGGUUACCGCGUUUCUCUGGUAUUCCUCGCCUGCGCUACGUACACAUUGAGUCGCCCGCCCUGAUAGAACUAUCUCCUCACGGGUUCAAAGCGCUGGGUGACCUUGAACAAUUGCACGUCACAUUUAGCCCGUACCUCACUCGACUGGAGGGCGGCUUCCUGCAAGACCUUCCCAGACUCCACACACUCAACGUGUCUCACUGCGGGCUCGCUUGGGUGCACCCCCGGGCCCUGUCUGCCCUUCCCGCCCUGAAGGAACUCUCUUUUGUGGGCAACCGGCUGACUGACGCGGGCAUGGUGGGACGCGCGGCCCGCGAGCUGUCGGCCCUCGCAGUCGUGCGGUUGGACGACAAUCAGUUUGACGCCCUGGGCGAGGCGUCCUUCGUGGACCUGCCGUCUCUGCAAGAGCUGACCCUGGCAGGCAACAGAAUAGCAGAGCUGCAGCGUGGAGCUUUCGACCGGCUGCCGGCCCUCCGCAGGCUUGACCUGAGUAGCAACCACGUCCGGCGGAUACACCCGGAAUCAUUUCGUCAGCAGUCAGGAACCCUGGAAGAGCUGUGGCUCACUUCAAACGUGAUUGACCACGUGGCCGAGGUUCGAACCUUGCUGGAUGCUCUCCCUCGAUUGCGCUAUCUGGACCUCAGCCACAACUACAUCCAGGAAGUGCCAUUUGGGGCACUGCGAGGGCACCCCACCCUGGAGAGGCUGCAUCUGGACCACAACAGGGUACAGCAUAUCCAGCGAGAAGCCUUCUCAGCCAUGCCGGCCCUACGCGAACUGCGCCUGCGAAAUAACUCCCUCUCUAGUUCCUCUGACGGCCCGUUCUGGAACCUACCCGCCCUCAAGGGACUGGAUCUAGCAUACAACUACUUCCGGCGGCUAGACCCUCGCUUGCUUGCAAACCUUCCUUCACUGCGACGACUCGAUAUGAGCGGCAAUGCUCUAGAAGUGGUGGCCCCCGAUGCAUUCCUUACCACCCACGCUCUGGAACAUGUGAACCUGUCAAGGAACGCACUCUCAAGUAUCCAUCCGGCUACUUUCCGGGACCUGCUAGGCCUGUAUGAAUUAGACGUGGGUUUGAACAGACUGCGGGACCUCAACAUGGCACUGCCACGCGGUUUGGAAUACCUGUACGCGCCCAGAAAUCAACUGACGGCCCUACCUCUCACUCCAAGACUUGCCUUGCCUGCGCUGCGGCUCUUAGAUCUCACCGGAAAUGGCAUCCAGCAUAUUGUCCCUGGAUCUAUGAGUGCUUUGGUCCAGUUGCGGUGGUUGCAUCUGGGGGAGAAUGCUCUUCAGACACUCGAGGAAGGAUCGCUGAGUGGGCUGGCCAGCUUGGAAGUACUGGACCUACAUGAAAAUCGCCUACUGAGCAUAAACGACAGAUGUUUAAGAGACGUUCAACGACUCAAACAACUGAAUUUGCACGGAAACCGUCUGGAGCAGCUAGGGAACCGGCACCUGCAGGACAACGUUCGCCUGACACACCUAGACCUCAGCCAUAACCAACUGAACAGCAUUGAACCAAAUGCAUUGUCCAGCAACAGGGAACUACAGGAGCUGGAUGCAUCCCACAAUGCUCUGACUGAACUUCCUGAAGCACUGCAAGGUCUGUCCACCCUGCAGCUGCUGGACCUUGCCAACAACCGCCUCAAGACACUGAAUCCCUCUGCCCUCGGAGGCAUGAAAUCACUUUCUGAGCUUAGGCUUGCCAGGAACAAAUUGCAACAACUGCAGGUGGAUGCAUUCCGCGGUCUACCAGACCUAGAACUCCUGGAUUUGGACAGCAAUGAACUCGUAACCAUGGAAACAAACGCGGUCAGGUCUCUGCCGCAGCUGAAAGCGGUCCGCCUCGGACGCAACAGACUCGUCACCGUCCCCAGCGCUGCCUUCACUGACCUGCCUCAACUCCAGAGUGCCGAACUGCAAGAAAACCAACUGACAAAGUUAGCGAGCGACGCGUUCAGUGUCGUGCCCCAACUGCUGCUUCUAAACCUCAGCUAUAACCAACUGACUGGACUGAACCAUGCUGGACUGAAGGGACUGAAGUCCCUGGAAGUACUGGAUGUCAGUCACAACCAAGUGGCCAGAGUGGGGAGUGGCAGUUUGGAAGGCAUGGAGUGGCUGGUAGAGCUCAAGAUGGAUAACAACAACAUAUGCACAAUUCAAGGAUCCCCUUUCAACGGGAUGCCGCGUCUUCGUGUUCUCAGUCUGAAAAACAAUAGGAUGACCUCCUUGGCCGAACCAGCAUUCCAACGCCUACGCAGCAAUAUUGCAGUGCUGGACAUUGAUGGAAACCCGUUAGCCUGCUCUUGUGGUAUGAUGUGGCUUCAGGCGUGGCUUAAAGAGGCGUCCUCAGAAGAGGGUCCACACUGCGCUGAUGGUUCUCUGCUGAAAGAGGCACGUCUCUCCCGGCAAGACUGCAGAAACAUAGACGCUCCUACAGUUGGAUGUGAAUCAUCACCUUCAGGCACUUCUCAGCUGCUCUCAACGUGGAUGGAAGUGAAAGACAGCACUGCAGCACCCUCACCAGAGGAAUCAGAGUACUUCUAUGAUGAAUAUGUGGAGUACCAAUAUGAAGAAGGAAACUCAACUGCAAGCAAGAACCACAGCACAGUGAUGCUGACCACGGACAUACCCCUCAUAGUGGAACCUUCUAGUUCAGACCCCGUCUCAGCCUUGAACACAGGAGUAUCAUCUCAUUAUAUUGCUGGAGACACACCCACCUUCUACGCUGGAAGUCGCCACGAAAAGAACAAGACGAUGUCGGGAGCAAACGGCGUGAAACAGCAAGCCCCCACUCCACCUCAGGCUUCGAGCGGCUUCACCUUCUUCGGUAUACCCCUCCCCAGUCUAAGUCUUGGAACGCUGUGGGGAUCUGGAAGAAAUGCAGAUGCAAAAUCCAGUAAUGGAGGAAUGCGGUUCGUCGGUGCACGAGGCAAAGUACAAAUGUUACCUCCGCCAGUCCAGUCUGGAGGCUUCGUGCCAAUGCUACCAGGCUCAGGUGGUUUCGUUCCCAUUGCUGACCCCAACAUCAGACAGAACAGCAUCAACCAAUCACAUGGCGCCCAUCUUGACGCCGAGCAUCAGGUCCAAGUCAACUACACAACCUGGUCGAAAUUGGGGAACGGCGAUCUUUCAAGCCACGGACGGAAGACCAAACCAGACGAUCCCCGCACGCACUCGUCUCACGUGCCGUUCCCCGUCUUGAACUCGCAAGUUACGCCAUCAACAGUCGACCAAGCCAACGAACUACGGCUUACUAACGACACUUCAGUGAAUAUCAGUCACAUACAGACAGCCCAGAGCUGGCAAGACAAAGAGAAAUCUGUUCUUCAAAAUGACUCCCACUCGACAGACAUUCAAGAAAAUGUAGUAGACCAUGCUCUAGCCAUAAGUACGCCAUUUUCUUUGAUAAAUUAUUUGGAUAUUGAAGCAGCAACGAAGCCAACAGAAGAGAACACAAUUUUUUUAUCUCAUUUUCAACAACACAAAGGACAAAGGAACACAAGUCAUGAAGAAAGUGAUGGAGAAGGGUGGGGAUUUAUUGACUGGCUUCAGACACCAUCCCCUCCUGAAAAUGAAACCCGUACUAUAGAAGAGACCCAACAGUCAACGCAGACGUCAAACCCAAUGCUACUUGGCGACUUGUGGGGAAUGAUAUCAGGGAACCAAGACUCACCCUCGUCACUGUCUGCGCUACUGAUUCCCGGGGGUCAUCAACCUCAGUUCCGUGGACCAGGAGGACGUCCGACCAUCACUAAAGUGUCAUCCUCAACGUCACCUCCACCACCGACAGAAGAAUACCUGAGACGAACUGAACCAAGUACCACCAAGUCCCAUUCUCCGCUUUCGCCCGGCACCACUGUAAACUCUUCUAUGGACUGGUACUUUCAAAACUACAACAAAACAAACCUCGAGCCAUACGUAGGGCCCGGGAAGACAGUGCGAAGCGGUGAAAAGUCGCGCACAGACGUGCCAUUAUUCCCACUGGUUCUCAUGGCACCAAGGAUGAAGAUAACUGACUGUCUUCUGGGAUGCAGGGACAUAAUGACGUAUGAGCUCAACCACAAUAACCUUGAUGUAGUGGUCAAAAAAUUAAGUGAAAUAAACAAGCUAAACGCACUUUUUCAAUAA